CUAAUUUAGCAUCGUAUUUUUUCCCGUUUUCAACAUUGUCUCCUACGUGUUGUUGAUUUGUUCUUGAAUGUCAAUAGCUUUGCAAUAGCACCCUUGAGCACUCCCACACACGUUGCAUACCUUAGGCAUCACAAUGGCUGCACCAAAGAUCAGCAAGCGGGGAAUCCGCAUCGCAAUAGACCGCGGUGGCACCUUCACAGACUGUGUGGGCAAUCCUGGCACAGGCAAGAUGGAAGAUGACAUCCUCAUCAAGCUCCUCUCUGUUGAUCCCUCCAACUACGACGACGCGCCUCUCGAGGGUAUCCGACGACUUCUCUCCAAGUUCACGGGCACCGAUAUCCCACGCGGGCAGCCGCUCGACACGUCCAAGAUUGAGAGCAUACGCAUGGGCACCACAGUCGCGACGAAUGCGUUGUUAGAGAGAAAGGGGGAGGAUAUCGCCAUGGUAGUGACAAAGGGGUUUAAGGAUUGUUUAGCGAUUGGAAAUCAGUCGCGGCCAAAUAUUUUCGCACUCGAUAUCAGGAAGCCCGAGGUGCUUUAUAAGCGGGUUGUGGAGAUUGACGAGCGCGUCACGCUGGAAGACUAUGCUGAGGACCCAGAAAGAAAUCAGACAGAGGCGAAGAGCGUGGAAGAGGCGGGGGAGAACGCAGAGCUUGUCAAGGGCUUGUCGGGCGAGACGGUGCGGAUAUUACAACGACCACAGGAGGAAGCCAUAAGAAAACAACUACAGGAUGUGUAUGAUAGCGGACUGAAGAGCAUCGCCGUGUGCUUAAUGCAUGGAUAUACGUACCCGAAUCACGAGGCGUUGGUAGGCAGGAUUGCGAAAGAGAUUGGGUUUGAGCACGUUAGCUUGAGUCAUGAGCUCAUGCCUAUGAUUAAACUAGUUCCACGAGCCACGUCCGCCUGUGCUGACGCAUACCUUACUCCCGCGAUACGGAAGUACAUUGAUGGCUUUUCUAAGGGCUUUGAAGGCGGCCUCGGUUCAAAGAGCGUAAAGCGUGAACAAGGUUCGAAGGGCGCGCGAUGCGAGUUCAUGCAAUCAGACGGUGGUUUAGUAGACGUCGACAUCUUCUCUGGCUUGAAGGCUAUUCUCUCAGGACCUGCAGGAGGGGUUGUGGGUUAUGCUUUGACCUCGUACGAUACUGAGACGAAGAUCCCAGUCAUAGGAUUUGAUAUGGGUGGCACAAGUACCGACGUAAGCAGAUACGGCGCCGGACGCUACGAUCACGUGUUUGAGACGACGACCGCUGGUGUCACCAUCCAGUCACCACAACUAGACAUCAACACCGUUGCGGCAGGUGGUGGUUCGCGCCUCUUCUGGAGGAACGGCUUGUUCGUCGUAGGACCCGAAUCAGCGAGCGCACAUCCAGGCCCAGCGUGCUAUCGAAAAGGUGGCCCAUUGACCAUUACAGACGCAAAUCUCUUCCUUGGGCGCUUAUUACCAGAUUUCUUCCCCAAGAUCUUCGGCAAAAACGAAGACGAGGGCCUCGAUGCAGAUGCGAGUGAGAAGUUGUUCAAGGAACUGGCGGAGCAGAUCAAUAAGGAAGUCGCCGGCGGGAACAAGGAGAAGGAGAUGUCACUGGAUGAUAUUGCAAAUGGAUUUAUAAAGAUUGCAAACGAGACGAUGACGCGACCGAUUCGUAGUUUGACUGAAGCACGAGGGCACGAUACGUCGAAACAUAGACUCGCGACUUUCGGCGGUGCGGGUGGGCAGCACGCGGUGGCCAUUGGGGAGGCGCUGGGCGUAUCGCAGAUCUUGAUACACCGAUAUUCAUCCGUGCUCUCGGCUUACGGUAUGGCGCUUGCGGAUGUUGUGGAUGAGAGACAGGAACCAGAGUCAAAGGUGUGGUCUGAUGACAAUGAUGUCCGGGAGUACUUACAGAAGAAGAUGGCAGAACUAAAGUCGAAAUCGACGGCGACAUUGAAAGAGCAGGGUUUCGAUGAUGAACAUGUACACUUUGAGGAAUACCUUAACCUGAGAUAUCGCGGCACCGAGUCCGCAUUGAUGAUCGUCAAGCCCACAAAAGAGGAGGCACAAAAGGACUACGACGGUGAUGAUUGGGCAUUUGGCAAGGCGUUUGUCAAGCAGCACGAGCAAGAGUUCGGCUUCACGCUGCCAGACCGCGACAUCAUUGUAGACGACGUACGCGCACGUGGCAUUGGAAAGACAUUUGAAGGUCUGGAGAAGAGCGUGGAUCAACAACUCAAGGAGAUCACACCUAAAGACCUUCCACGCGACGCAAAGCGCUAUGAUUCUCGGAAAGUCUUCUUCGAAGGUGGGCGACAGGAGACAUCCAUCUAUAAGCUCGAAGAUCUCGAUGUUGGCGACCGAAUCAAGGGUCCCGCCAUUAUCGCAGACGGCACACAAACCAUCGUCGUUACGCCCGGUGCGAGUGCGUUGGUCAUCAACACACAUGUCGUCAUCAAUAUCGGUGAGAGCGAUGGUCAAGAUAAGCAAAUUAGCACGAAUGAGGUAGAUCCAAUUCUACUGAGCAUCUUCGCGCAUCGCUUCAUGGCAAUCGCAGAGCAGAUGGGCCGUGCAUUGCAGAAGACGAGCGUAUCCACUAACGUCAAGGAGCGCUUGGACUACUCUUGUGCUCUCUUCGACGAGGAGGGUGGAUUGGUUGCGAAUGCUCCUCAUCUCCCUGUCCACCUCGGCAGUAUGUCGACCUGCGUGCGCAAACAAGCUGCCAUUUGGAAAGGCAAGCUCAAGAAAGGUGACGUUCUCGUCUCUAACCAUCCCAUGUUCGGUGGUACACAUCUCCCCGACAUCACGGUCAUCACGCCAGCUUUCAGCGGAGACAACAUCCUGUUCUACGUUGCUUCCCGCGCACACCACGCAGAUAUUGGCGGCAUUCUACCUGGGUCUAUGCCCCCACACUCCAAAGAGUUAUACCAGGAGGGCGCGUCCAUUAAGAGCGAAAAGCUGGUGUCAGAGGGUCACUUCAAUGAGGAACGAAUCACAGAGCUGCUGCUAGAUGAACCAGGUCAAUACCCCGGGUGCUCCGGUACUCGUUGCCUUUCUGACAACAUCAAUGACCUGAAAGCGCAAGUUGCUGCUAACCAGAAGGGUAUCAAUCUGAUCAGCACAUUGAUGUCCGACUACGGCGAGCAAGUAGUGAAGUUCUACAUGACGAACAUCCAGGAAAAUGCUGAGCAGUCUGUGCGACAAUUACUGAAAGGGGUGUACAAACGCUUCGAGGGUCAGGAUCUGUCUGCAGAAGAUUUCAUGGACGAUGGGUCGCCAAUAAGAUUGAAGGUCACUAUUGACCCUGAUAAGGGUGAAGCGGUGUUCGAUUUCAGUGGUACUGGACCCGAGGUGUAUGGAAACAUCAACGCCCCAGAGGCCGUCACUUAUUCCGCAAUUAUCUACUGCUUGCGCUGCCUCAUAAGCGAAGACAUACCGCUCAACCAAGGCUGUCUCAAGCCAAUCCACGUCCUUAUACCCAAGAAGUCCUUCCUCUCGCCAUCCGACAACGCAGCAGUGGUAGGCGGAAACGUUCUCACAUCACAGCGCGUCACCGACGUGAUACUAAAAGCUUUCAAGGCCUGUGCGGCCUCACAAGGAGACACAAACAACCUUACAUUUGGCUUCGGGGGCACCACAUUCGGAGGACAGGGCGGAAUUGGAGGCGAAAGAAAAGAGACCAAAGGCUUCGGAUAUUACGAGACAAUCGCGGGUGGAAGUGGCGCGGGACCCACGUGGAACGGUACAAAUGGUGUGCAUACACACAUGACCAACACACGUAUCACAGACUCGGAAGUCUUUGAACGUCGGUACCCAGUCUUGCUGCGGGAAUUCUCGCUUAGAGAAGGAAGUGCAGGUAAAGGCAUGCAUAACGGUGGUGAGGGCGUGAUAAGAGACAUUGAGUUCCGCAUACCAGUGCAAGUUAGCAUCCUGAGUGAACGGCGAGUAUAUCAUCCCUACGGUAUGGAGGGCGGUGGCGAGGCUGCUUGCGGACUCAAUAUUUGGGCCCGUAAAGUAGACCAGAAAGUCAUCGACGAGAACUCAGACAGUAAGCGGCCUACCGAGCCGUCCAGAGCGGCUGACACCCAAGAGAAGCAAGAGGUGGAGUAUAGAUAUAUCAGCCUUGGCGCUAAGAACACGGCCGCUAUGCGCCCCGGUGAACGCAUCAUUAUAAAUACGCCCGGAGGCGGUGGCUGGGGCCGAGAGGGCGAUGAGAGUAGAGUGGAGAGGAAGGAGGAUCCUCAGAUUAGGUGGACGAAGGGGAGUGUUGCUGGACGGCAGGCUGAAGCUGAGGCUAGUGCAUAAGUGAGUGAGUGUAUUAUGCGGUCAGAUGGGUAUGCGGCGAGUGCGGGUGAGCAUAGAGACGGAACUGGUAGCUGGUAAUCUAUAGUGAAAGUUACAUGUAGCUAUAUGGAGAGCUCAAGUUGCGACGUACGAGCUUUCUAAUAGAGACAAUGAUCAAAAUCCGACAAGUGGGCAAUUGGGUUGCGAG
Cucurbitaria berberidis CBS 394.84 is the source of this 4460-nucleotide messenger RNA. RefSeq lists its product as uncharacterized. Lineage: Eukaryota; Fungi; Ascomycota; Dothideomycetes; Pleosporales; Cucurbitariaceae. The record is from RefSeq and is a predicted model, not a curated record. The transcript has 3 exons. Gene Ontology annotation, cellular component: cytosol. Gene Ontology annotation, molecular function: 5-oxoprolinase (ATP-hydrolyzing) activity. Gene Ontology annotation, biological process: glutathione metabolic process. Bases 134 to 4273 code for a protein of 1379 amino acids.